AUGGAGUCACAGAUUUUCUACUUCAUCGUCCUGUUAUUCUGCACACUUGCAGUCUCGGCAGCUCCAGCCAGCACUCGUAACCACAAUAUUAAACACCUCGUCACCCUCCUCGGAAAAAUUCGCGACAUGGAACGAGGCACAUCCACGAGUCCGCAUGCAGCCACUAGAAACAGUACCCCAGAUGUUGCUCCUGCGGGCUUCCCAAGUCAGUUGGACUCAUCCCAGGCUGACAUAGUAGACGUGGAAGAAUCACCAGAGCGUGGAUAUCUCGGCAAACUGCUGGCGCAGGUACACAAACGGCAAGGGGCCUGGUCCUACGAUUACGGUCUUGGAGGAGGCAGAUUCGGAAAGAGGCAUUAUGGGGAUUAUGGGAUUGGAGGAGGUCGGUUCGGGCGGGAUGUUGAUCACGUGGAUUUGUUGGACGGAAAUGAUGCAGAUUUGACCUCAUAG
Messenger RNA from Candidula unifasciata, 450 nucleotides. NCBI's taxonomy places the organism in Eukaryota, Metazoa, Mollusca, Gastropoda, Stylommatophora, Geomitridae. The record is from the annotation of a GenBank genome assembly.